GUAAACUGGAAAAUGUUUUGUUUCGCCAGGGACGAUGAAAAUUUUAACAGUCGCAUUUGGGCUUAUUAUAGUGUGGUCGGCGUCUUCCGAUGGGACAGAAAUGUUUAUGCAAGCAGAGGACAUGCUAGGGAACGUGUCCAAAAUUAUUCCAAGAAGCCAUGCAUCUGGACACAAAUCUGUACACUUAUUCACCGGAGAUAGUUUAGAAACUGAACUGUGCUUUAAAUCUGGCACGAACUUCGCAAUGAAUGAACUAAGGUAUUCGAACGAUGGUCCUUCAGAUCGGAUACGCAUCACCUUAGACAAGCUGGUACUAGAAGAGUUUGAGACAAUUAUGGUCACAGACGGUGGUAAGGGAUGGAACAGAUUUAAAACUUAUUACGGUAGGAAUUCGCCUGUUGCAGAAGGUCGCCAUAUUUUGAAAGUGAUAGUUUUGGAAUCGGAUAAGUACGGUGUUGAAAUAGAUUUCAUUAAAUUCAGUGUAAAUAAUUCACAGACGCUGGAUUCUUUAAGCUGCAAAUCAUUUUGUUUUGAUAAUAUUACAUUUCCGUUCUAUAAGACAGCAGUGUCAUCAUCGAGUAUCGCAAGGGCUGUACAGCGGACUGUCCAAACAAAAUGUGCCGAAGAGGACAAUAUAAAUAUACCGGUCUUUCACGACAACACUUCGGCGUUGAAUUUUUUAGUUACUGCAAGUUUACAUAAAUAUCAUUCAUCUAAAAACAGUCGUGGCCCUGACUGGACUAACUGUAAAAUGACGGAUGCCUUUUGGAGGUACAAGGACAUUGUUUUAAGUCACAGUCAUAUUAGAGAAACAGAAACAUCUAGCUUCCACAUUACCCAAGUUACACCGGGAUUUUUCGGAACGUCACAUGUUUGGGUUAUUGAAGUCGAUUUUGAACUUGAAGGGCCUAGUACAGGAUUGACAGAUUCAGAAAUUGGAGCAAAUAUUCAUCUACAUAAUAUCCAAUAUGACGGUAUUCUGGCGCUGCAGUUUCAAUACUAUAAUAGAUACAAUGUCUGGUCAGACAAACAAGACAAAAUUAUCAAAAACGCGAAAAGAAAUGUCAUGUUUAGAACACCCGACUUCUCCUUUAGAGAAGGGAAAGGAAAUAAAAUAAGGAUUGAAGUCUACGCAGAUUCGAAUACUCCAAAUAUAACAAUUGGACACCUUCAUAUGUAUAAGAGGACUCUAAAACCGGACAAGAGCACAACACUCUAUACUGACGGGGUGACAAUUAUAGAAGGAGUUAAUAUAGAUAUGUGGUGGAGAACCAAUGAAACUAUGAGUGUAACCAUUAAAGGUGAUAAACAAUUCCAUGAAGUCGACUAUAUCAGAAUUUACCGAAGAGUUCCAUGGACGGAAAGUGACUUUUCUCAAAUUUUUGUUCUCUAUCAAGACGCUAACGUGCGUCUUCUUCCUACAACUCCACAGGGAUUUGACUAUAUACCCUUCGGAUCGUCCGUUAUAAUUGGCCAAACCAACCCACUGUCGAACCGACCAUGUGCACCGAUUUCUCACCUUGAUAUUGACCCAAAUUUGUUAGAAAUUACAGUUUUCUUUAUUGACAGAAAUGUUGUUACACUAAAGAUACAGACGACGGAGUCAGAGACACAGCUACAUGUUUCUUAUACUCACGUCACGAGAGAUGUUAACUUGCACCCAUUUUUCACAUUGCGUUCUAUGUAUGUUGCAGACGACAAUAACGAUGUUGAUCACAUUAGCGCUGAUGACGGAAUACCGAUGAAAAUUAAUGAACAAUGGAACGAACUUCGAGGAAACUUCUUUGCAUUUUACAGACAAUGUAUAUCGAAACACAACACACAAAGUCCAGACAUCAGUAUCCGUAUGAUAUCUUCAUCUUAAACUCAAAUUUUCAAGAAUAUAAAUGUCCUUGUAGGACUUACAUGGAAACAUCUUUUUAUGAUUUUUAACGUUAGUAAAUGUGGUUCACCGUCAGUCGCAUCCAUAGCACUGUAGCAUGUUCUUUCCACUGAAGUCAAAGCAGAAUUACAGGAAAUAUUGACCUAAUAAAAGGCCAACAGAGCCGUCUCCCCAGGCCAACAGAGCUAUCUCUACCAGGUGUAUUUAGAAGAAAACAAUUCAGUAUGAACUGAUGACAAUAUUAGCCAGAACUUGCUUGUGCAUGGUAACAAAACAGAAUCUGUUAUUUACAAACAAGUUGACACCCUGUCCCGUUGGCGUAUAAGUAACUCUUUGUUGUAUUUGCAUUAUAAUCAAAAUCCAUAUUACAAUAUUGAUCAAAAUACACAACUGGCGAUGAACUGAGUAACUGUAGUUAUAAACGAGCGAUGUACCCGCCAGAUGCCGCCAGAAGAGUGUCUAAUUCAGACCAUCUUCAUGGCAGCACACCCAGAGUUGCGCAGUGAGCAACACAUAAGUGUCCCCUACCCCACGGUGGUAUCCACCGCAGGUGUAGUUUCCCCGUGCGAAAUUAUUAUAUUUGAAAUUAUAUGUAUAUAACGAAAUACUGUGUAUGUAUAAGUUACUGAGAUAAAACUAUGUUCUGUUCUGUUCUGGUUAUAUUUUUAAUCGCUAGAAUAUUAAUAGAAAUAAAUGUUUUUGUUUAAAGUGUAUCAUGUUUUUUUAAACUGACAUAAUGGCAUAAAAUGUACUAUUCUUAAGGUAAAAAAUUGAACAAUAUCAUGGAAAAAUUCAUCUUGAUAAUUUAUUUAGAAGAUUAUCAUUGUUUAUAAUGCUAUGCAAGUAUAUAUAAAAUUGAUCAGCUUCACGGAUAAAGGGCAUAUAGGCAUUUGUUACAUAGUUUUAGAAAAGGUAUAUGUUUGCAGGCCAUAGUCUGUGCGGCUAUGUGAUCAACUUUAGCUGUGUAAGUCAUAACAGAUAUGUAGUUUUAUAGAAAGUAUUUGUGAAAUUACUUUUACUCCUGUAAGCAAUUUUAAUUCUAAAUAUGGUUAGUUUGUCGGUUUUUAUUUCUCUGUAUUACUAUUAAUAGAAAAGCGUUUCACUGAAAAUUGUCAAACUAUAAAUAUUUUGGAAAUGUCUUACAACUUUAUCAUGAAAUAUAUAUGGAAAAUGUUCGCUAUGAUAAAUUUUAAGCUAUUUAUAUUAAAAUGAUCUGUCUUGAAAUAUGCAAAAAUAGUGGCAUUUCACAACUUUGGUUUGGUAAUGUUUUUCCCUAUGGCACAUGUUUAAUAUAUCUGUUUGAUAAAAUAGUUACAAUUUACUUUUAUACUUGUUCAAUAGAAAUGUUAAACUGUU
Messenger RNA from Mercenaria mercenaria, 3238 nucleotides. RefSeq lists its product as uncharacterized. The coding region runs from base 35 to 1864 and encodes 609 amino acids. NCBI's taxonomy places the organism in Eukaryota, Metazoa, Mollusca, Bivalvia, Venerida, Veneridae. The transcript has a single exon. The record is from RefSeq and is a predicted model, not a curated record.